This is a messenger RNA of Racocetra persica, 343 nucleotides long. The record is from the annotation of a GenBank genome assembly. Lineage: Eukaryota; Fungi; Glomeromycota; Glomeromycetes; Diversisporales; Gigasporaceae.
AGAAAAUACUAAACCUCAAUCCAUUAGCACCAUUACUCUUGUUAAAUGCUAUAUUGAUAUCCAAGACUGUAUCUACCCUGCUAUUAUUGACAGUGAAGCCUCUGUCAAUAUGAUCUCAUAUCAAACUGUAAAGAAACCAGGCCUCAAGAUUGAGGAACUAUCAAAAAGCCUUAUUGUUGCUACUACUAGUACCACUUCUAGACCUCUUAGAAUUAUUAGAAAUUUGCUUAUUAGGAUCCAAGAUCGACUUAUCCCCUUGGAUAUAGAAGUUGUACCUGCUACCUCUUAUUCUAUUUUACUUGAAAAUGAUUGGUCAAAGAAAAUAAAAGCCAAUUAUAAUUAG